Molecule: messenger RNA, 1428 nt
Organism: Colletotrichum spaethianum
Lineage: Eukaryota; Fungi; Ascomycota; Sordariomycetes; Glomerellales; Glomerellaceae
Product: MFS transporter fmqE
Exons: 3
Coding region: 1-1428 (475 amino acids)
Biological process (GO): transmembrane transport; carbohydrate transport
Cellular component (GO): membrane
Molecular function (GO): carbohydrate:proton symporter activity
Source: RefSeq, a predicted model, not a curated record
AUGGCUAACCUUGGUAACAACUCAGUCGGUUCAACUCUUGUUGGCUAUGAGAAUUUGGCCCUUUCCGUAUGUUUGGCAAUGCCGGCAUUCCAAAUGACAUUUGCCACUGAAGUCAAUGGGCAACUGAUUAUCCCAGCCUACUGGCAAUCCGCCUGGAGCGCCAUGUACAACGUCAUGAUGGUUUUUGGCUCAUUCACUGCGGGAUACAUGCAAGAUCGGCUCGGCCGUCGGUCUGUCCUCCUGCUGGCCUCGAUUGUGGCUGCCACAGGCAUCGCCAUAAGCUUUGUCUCGGAAACUCCUCCCCAGUUCCUUGGCGGCAAGAUUGUUACCGGAUUCUCUGUUGGCUUGUUCACAACAACUACACAGACAUAUGUGUCUGAGAUCGCGCCCCUGCCAAUCAGAGGUAUUGCACUUUCCGUCAACACCAUUAUGAUGAACCUUGGUCUUCUUCUUGCCAUCGCCACGAGUUUCUCUCGUGUUGCCAUCAUGGACAAGUCCGCCUUUCGCGUUGUCUUCGCCGCGGCUUGGGCGUUCCCUGGCAUCAUUGCCGUCGGCCUUCCCUUCAUCCCCGAGUCGCCCACAUGGCUAGUCUUCAAGAACAGGCACGACAAGGCCCGAAAAGCUCUCGAACAGCUCUCCGGUCCCUAUGAGAACGUCGAAGCCCGUCUAGCCCAGAUCAUCGACAAUGUAGAGACCGAGCGCCGGUUGCAGCUCGAGGCCGCCUCCUUCGCCGAGUGUUUCAAGGGGACCAACUGGCGCCGUACGCGCAUUAUUCUGAUCUGUUUCUACAUACCCCAGGUGAUCGGUGCCGUUCUCUCGUCGAACGCUCCCUACUUCCUCAAUCAGACGGGUCUUUCUAGCAGUACGGUCCUCAUGUUGGUGCAAGUAGGCAUCGCGGCCGGUGUCAUCUCGGCGCUCUUGAACGCGUUUAUGAUGAUGAAGUUCCGCCACCGCCCGCUCAUGUUCUUCGGCGUUGGCAUAUGCGUUGCCAUGUACUUCACUAUGGGCGUCGCCGCCGCGUUUCCCAAGACUAACACGUCGCUCCUGGUCAUUGGCGUCGCGCUGGUGUUCACCUCCAUCUCCUAUGGCCCGGCUGUGGGUGCGUCGAUGGCCGUGGCCGGUGAGGUUUCCGCGUCAAAACUCCGUGCCAAGUCCCUCGGCAUCGGCGUGGCCUUCUCGUCCAUUGUCUCCACCAUCUGGACCAUCGUCCUGCCGUACCUUUUUAACGUCGACCAGCUCAACAUGGGCGGACAUAUAGGCUGGAUAUUCUUCGUAAUGGGAAUUUUGAUGUUGUUUGUGCUCUACUUUGAUGUUCCGGGCACCAAAGGUAGGACAUUUGAGGAGCUGGACAUCAUGUUCGAGUUGGGCAUUUCGGCGCGCAAGUUUGAAAAGCACAAGCUCAAUGAGGGGCUUGUGGAUACUAAGUGA